Striga hermonthica is the source of this 390-nucleotide messenger RNA. Lineage: Eukaryota; Viridiplantae; Streptophyta; Magnoliopsida; Lamiales; Orobanchaceae. The record is from the annotation of a GenBank genome assembly.
AUGAAGGAAUAUCAAAGAUUACAUAAAGAGGUGACAAUCCUUGAUCCUCCUGAAGCAAUUCAACGCUUGCACAAUCGUGAAUCAAUGCUUGAGGCGAAGUUUGCAUUCCAAGGCAGCAGGUGGUUUCGAACUGCAUUCCAAAGGCAGCAGGUGGUUUCGAACAUUCAUUCUCCGGUCCCUGAUGAGGUGGCUAAGGCAGGAUUAAGUGUACCUCUAGUAGUGAAACCGUUGGUCGUGGAUGGAAGCGCAAAGUGCCAUGAACUAUUUCUCGCGUAUGACCAUUUUUCUCUCUCGGAGCUGGAAGCUCCCGUGGUUUUACAGGAGUUCGUAAAUCAUGAUUUCUGGUGUGUUCAAGUUCCCAAGAGUUUCUUCUGCUGCUGCUUCUGCUGA